AUGUCGACAUACUCAGCCCACCAGAUCGCGGCCCACGUGCCUCUCAUACCGUCCCCGUUAAAUCCCAGAAGCCAAGACGAGGCCGUUCUGGAAAUGCGGCGGCGGCAAAGGCGGAGGACCUGCGGCGCCAUGAGGCGCAACACGGGGAUGAGCCCGGCGCAAAGGCUGCUGCGAUACAAGGCGGCCGAGGCCUGGCGGUCGCUGGCGAUGAGGGAGGUGGAACGGCUCGAGAAGAACGCCGCGGCGGCCGAAGACGUCCCCGUGAGGCAGGUAUUCUCGUCACUCGUCCCUCCACCCAUGGCGGGGGGAAGACAUGGGUUAACGAACACGUAUCGGCAGAUGAGGACGGUCAUGUUGCGGCCGGAGAAGACGACGGCAUCCGGACGCAAGAGCGGCCGUCACGAGCCGGAGACGACCGGGACCGAAGCUGACGACGACGACGACGACGAUGAGGGCAAGGAAGAGAAGGAAGCGGAGCAGAGCCAGUUCCAGGUGCCCACCCUGGGCUUCUUUGCCCUGCGACAGGUUGUCCUCUCGGCGGGCAUGAGGCACAUGCAGCCCCUGCUCCGCGUCAAAUCAUGA
Messenger RNA from Drechmeria coniospora, 582 nucleotides. RefSeq lists its product as uncharacterized. Bases 1 to 582 code for a protein of 193 amino acids. The transcript has a single exon. The record is from RefSeq and is a predicted model, not a curated record. Lineage: Eukaryota; Fungi; Ascomycota; Sordariomycetes; Hypocreales; Ophiocordycipitaceae.